Molecule: messenger RNA, 3422 nt
Organism: Macrosteles quadrilineatus (aster leafhopper)
Lineage: Eukaryota; Metazoa; Arthropoda; Insecta; Hemiptera; Cicadellidae
Product: CREB-regulated transcription coactivator 1-like
Exons: 14
Coding region: 4-1632 (542 amino acids)
Biological process (GO): protein homotetramerization; positive regulation of transcription by RNA polymerase II
Cellular component (GO): cytoplasm; nucleus
Molecular function (GO): cAMP response element binding protein binding
Source: RefSeq, a predicted model, not a curated record
AUCAUGGCGAAUACGAACCCAAGGAAAUUUGUGGAGAAAAUAGCUUUACACACUCAAAGAAUGGCAGAAGAAAAGGCACAGGUGGAUAAAAUUUUGCGCGAAGUUGCUGAAGUCACAAGGAGGGGGAACCCUAUGCCUAAACAACAUCUGCGUAUUAACCAAAACCUGGGCUCCUUCAAAGGCGGUUCACUGCCAAAUGUGAACAACAUAGCUACUUCUUCCUCUGUUGAUUUGAAGUCCGCUCUCAGCAACCUGGAGGAGAUGAACGGAGGUCGUAGCGACACGCAGAUUGUCUAUCGAGAUCGGGGCCGGACUAUGACGUCCGGGGGACCAAUGAGAUCGCGGCCGGGUGAGAGACGACAUGACACAUCCCCCUACUCCAGCGGCCCCUACCUCUCCCCGCCACCACCUGAUAGCAACUGGAGACGCACUUACAGUGACUCCUCGCUACACCAGAGCGCGGCCGCGCAGACAAACGAGUCACAACGGAGAGCAAUGGAUGGUCAGCUGACUGAUGGCUACGAGCCCAGCAGAAGACACUUGUCCGUCAGUCCGGAUGGUCGGCCGAGAUCUUGCGAGGUGCCUCGGGUACCAGGAAUAAAUAUUUUCCCGUCGGCACAAGAGCCGGGCACAGUUCAGAUUCCCAUCGGCAACAACACAGGAUCUCUACCAGAUCUCACAAGUUUCCAGUUCUCUUCUCCCCUUCCCACCCCUCUGGACCAGGAGGACCAUAACAGUUCGCCCUACAGCAAUAGCCACCUCUCUGUGCCUUCUCAACUCAACUCUAGGUUUCUACAUAAAUGUAAGGGUGUAACGUUGGACAACAGUGGAGGUGGAGGGGGUAAGGAGCAGUUUUCUCCGCAGAUGGUUUAUCAGUCUACGCAGAGGAGUCCAUCACCGCAGCACUCCAUGCAGCCGUGCAGUCCGCUACCCAUAGCACAAUCCUCAUCUCCAGUACCUGUAGUGGAUUAUGUCAAUUCACUUAACUCAUAUAGAUCACCCCAUCCAGUCAAUAGGCCUAGCCCACAGAAUUCGCCUGGUCUUACUGUAAAGUACGGCAGUGCCAGUCCGUUGAGUAGCAGUCCGCAAAGUCCGUCGCCGUCUAGUCCAUCGAGCACCGGACCUAUCAGUUUCCCUGAGCACAAUAGCUACUACAUCACCCAAGAUCAGGCCAACAUGUUGCAACAUAACUUUGAGCAAUUCAGCAUGAGGGACAGCCAAGGCUCCUUGGAUUACAUAGGCUCAACAAACAACACUUCACCUUAUUCUCAGACUGAUGAUCCUUGCCCACAAGAGUUGACCCAAGAUCCUGGCUACUUCAGCACGUCUCCGUCACAGCAGCUGCAGUACUCCACUAGACACAGCGCACAGACAACACCCAACACUCCCUCUAGCAUACCUGACAUUGUACUGACAGAUUUCUCCAGUACAGCAGAAGAGUUGGCAAACCGAAAUGACGAAUUCACUAAGGAGUUAGGAGUUGCAAUGGCAGGCGCCUUUGACACUGACGAAGCUUUCCGUGAAGGUUUGGGAAUCAUAGACUUUGACGCACUUCAAAUGUUGACUGAUCCAACGGAAAUCAUCACCGACCCCAACGCUGAAGAGCACUUCAGGCAAGACAGGUUCCAGUGAGACACUCUUCCUCGGACUUUAGUCAUCUUAAGCAUAAGAGUGUAUCUAGCGUAGUUUCGUAAGCAUCCUGACGCAGUUUUCUAUCUAAAGUGUUCAUUUAAUAACAUACUACAAAGAGAAACUAACUUUCUUUUAGAUUUCUCACUAUCCAAAAUCACUGUUUCUAAAAGUGUAUUAGGGUUGCGGAAAAGCUGUUUGGAUUAAAAUAUCAGUGCCAUAAUAAAAUUUGGAAUUGGUAGGAUACAAUUUUUUAAGAUCUCAUUGUUAACGCGAUUCAAUUUUGACAUUUGCUACAAAAUUUAAUCACAAUUUUGUAAGAUUUGAAAAUGGUUGACGUUCUAAUAAUUUACAGUGUUUUUCAGUUUUUGUUUAACAUUUCAAGUUUAAUUUUGUUUUAGUAAAAAACUUUUAGUUAGGUCUAGGAAAGGUUAUUAGUUAUUUUGACGCCCCUAACGUACAGGAUUUUAUGUUCUUCUGUGUUAGUUGUCUUUGCUCAAAUAUUUAGUUUUUGAAGGAUUUAGUUUUUGUUUUCAUUAUUUUUAUUUAUCUUAUUUUAGCAGUAGACGAAGUACCAUUUUGCUCAAUUUAUUAACCUGUAAUCCGACAUUGUAUUUCCAUUGAGCUAUUUGCAAGGCAACCCUUUACAAAAAAUAUUUAUGUCUAGAAUAUUUUUUUCCAAAUAUAAUUAAUUCUAAUUUUUUUAAGGAUACAUUUUUUUAAUAUAACAAAUUACAUUACUUACUAAGCACUCUAAACAUUCUACUUGCGCAACUUAUUUUUUGUAAAUUGUAAUUUUUUUUAGUUAUUUUGUCUGCCCACUCAAUUGAAUGAUUACUUUGUAAGAUAAAGAAUUUUGAACUGUUCUUGGAAUUGAACUAUUGUCUUUCAAUUUGUAGAGAUGGCUUUCGAAUUAUCUAUCAACCACUCCAAUCCAGUUUAUUUAGUUUUAAAUGUUACCUAAAAUUAAAUUAAAUUUUACAAAAGGGUUUAGCUUAAAAACAAGUUUCAAAAGGUUAAAUAUACUUAAAUUUAAACUAUUUUAUAGCAUUUUCAUUAUUUGUAGGUCACCAAUAGUUUAUAAAGAUAUAAAUGUGAAAUUUUAUGAGACUGUCAGUUUUAAUCAAAAUGCUUAGAUUUGUCAAUUUGAGUGUACUUUCAAUCUAUAACUAUUUUUGUUGAAUUGGGGAUACAAAUAAUUAACUGUCACGACUUGUGGAUUAAUUUGCCUCUAUUUGUUACUUCAAACAUAUCGCUUGCUUUCAGAAUGAGUAGUUAUGUUUAUCACAAUAUAAAUAUUUAGUCCUAUAGUUAUGUUGUUUCAUAUGUCUUAAGAACAGGGCCAGAUUUAGGAGUAUGCCACCUGUAGGCUAAAUUCAACUGCCCCCCCCCCCCUUUUAGUCUUACAAUUAAUAGAUUCAUAUGUUUUUAUACAUUCAUUUUAUACAAUGAAUGAUAGAUACAGUUAUUCAAAUUAAAUUGUGCUAAGGUGUAAAACUAAAAAAACACAAAAAAUAGUUCAUUACUGGGUUUAUUUGUUGAUUAAAUAUAUAUGUUAUACACUGACUCGGCUUGCAGUGUUGUCUGAUCGAAUCACACGAUAUGAAAAAUGUGCUACAACAUUAUGUGUGUGGAGUAAAUUCGUAUUAUGAAAAGAAAAGAAUAAUAGAAUAAACAUAUUUCCAUUCCCGUAGAUUAAUACGCUACAUAUCAAAGAUACGUCUAAUGAAGUUUAAUAGUUAAUAAAGUUUAAUAGCCUUUUAAGCCUAUUUAGAAAUCUGGCCCUGCUUAAG